Messenger RNA from Colletotrichum scovillei, 276 nucleotides. RefSeq lists its product as uncharacterized. The record is from RefSeq and is a predicted model, not a curated record. The transcript is spliced from 2 exons. NCBI's taxonomy places the organism in Eukaryota, Fungi, Ascomycota, Sordariomycetes, Glomerellales, Glomerellaceae. The coding region runs from base 1 to 276 and encodes 91 amino acids.
AUGGGAGCGGGCCCGUCGCCUCAGCUUUUGGGGGGGCGUGCUGGCUCAAUGAUACUAAUAACUCUUUCACCACAAUGCAGACCUGUCUCUGGCUGGUGUGAAGUCUGGGCUGUUGGUCAGCGUCUGGCAUGGAUUUUCCCCUUGGAAGGACUUGGGACGGCGUGGUUACUCACGCCUGGCCGUAUGGUCUCCCUGAAUGGGGUCAAUCUGCCGAGAUGUGCGGAACAUGGGCUCGGCUUUGAUGAAUGGGAUGUAAUAGGUAGCAGAAUACAAUAA